GCGUGCACAUAAACUGAACAUUUUUCUUCUGCGAUAUCGUUGAGACUUGCGAAUGUCUGGACGCGGUAAAGGAGGCAAAGCUCGCGCCAAGGCUAAGAGCCGUUCAUCUCGUGCAGGACUACAGUUUCCCGUCGGUCGUGUCCACCGUAUGCUGCGCAAAGGAAACUACGCCGAACGUGUAGGCGCUGGUGCUCCAGUCUACCUCGCAGCAGUGCUUGAGUACUUGGCCGCUGAAGUACUAGAGUUGGCAGGCAACGCCGCAAGAGACAACAAGAAACAGCGAAUCAUUCCACGUCACCUCCAACUCGCCAUCCGCAACGACGAGGAACUCAACAAGCUUCUCCACGGUGUCUGUCUGCCACAGGCAGGCGUACUGCCCAACAUCCACUCAGUUCUUUUGCCAAAGCGUACGGGGGGACCCGAAGGCGGCAAGAAACAAGGCUCGCAGAGUCUCGAGUACUAGACUGCUACAGCUAGUUCUAGACUCCAACCAACCGGCUUUUUUAAAAGCCACAAAGAGAAUCAGGGAGAGCACUCUGCAGACAAAUUUUACGAAGUAAUGAAGUAGUUGUAACUAGUACUUUAAUUCUAUACGUGCUAUUCAAUACAUAAAGCAGUACUUUUAGUUUGACGUACGAAAAUAGACUUGCGUUGUCGUCUA
Molecule: messenger RNA, 661 nt
Organism: Corticium candelabrum
Lineage: Eukaryota; Metazoa; Porifera; Homoscleromorpha; Homosclerophorida; Plakinidae
Product: histone H2A-beta, sperm
Exons: 1
Coding region: 53-463 (136 amino acids)
Biological process (GO): heterochromatin formation
Cellular component (GO): nucleosome; chromatin
Molecular function (GO): DNA binding; structural constituent of chromatin; protein heterodimerization activity
Source: RefSeq, a predicted model, not a curated record